GUCCUGCAAGCACACGGCUCCUGUACAGGGAGAAGAUAUGAAUAAUAUUAAUGUUCCAAAGACAGAUUGGAGCCUUGAUGAGCAGUAUAAGGCGAACAUUCCUACAGGGAAAAAUCUGAUCAAUAUUAAUUCUACAGGCAUAAAGGAAGAAGAGACAUAUGUGAGCAGUGAUGAGCAGUAUAAGGACAUUCCUACAGGAAAAGAUCCAAUCUAUAUUAAUGCUAAAGACAUAAAGGAAGAAGAAGAGACAGAUGUGAGUAGUGAUGAGCAGGAUAAGGAGGACAUUCCUACAGGGAAAGAUCCAAUCUAUAUUAAUGCUACAGACAUAAAGGAAGAAGAGAAAGAUGUGAGCUGUGAUGAGCAGUAUAUGGAGGACAUUCCUACAAGGAAAGAUCCAAUCUAUAUUAACGCUGAAGACAUAAAGGAAGAAAAAGAGGAGACAGAUGUGAGCGGUGAUGAGCAGUAUAAGGAGGACAUUCCUACAGGUAACCAUCCAGAUGACUGUACCAGAUCAGAGGGGAAUCUUAUAUCUUCAGAUUAUAAAGCAGAUGAUGAUAUCACACAAGAUACAUAUGAAGAACAUUCCAUUAUCCCAGAUACACCCUCAGCCCUUCACAGCCAAAAUCUCUCAUCUCAUCCUGUUAUACAAGUCCGACCUAAAGAUUCAUCUCAGUCUGUUAAGCAAAAUAAGGAGAAGCCAUUUUCAUGUUCAGAAUGUGGGAAAUGUUUUUCUCGAAAAUUAAGUAUUGUUAGCCAUCAAAGAACUCACACAGGAGAGAAGCCAUUUUCAUGCUCAGAAUGUGGAAAAUGUAUUAGACAUAAUUCAAAUCUUCAUAAACAUCAAAGGAUUCACACAGGAGAAAAGCCAUUUUCAUGUUCAGAAUGUGGGAAAUGUUUUACUCACAGAUCAAGUUUUGUUAAUCAUCAAAGAAUUCACACAGGUGAGAAGCCAUUUUCAUGUUCAGAAUGUGGGAAAUGUUUUACUCGGCAAUCACAUCUUGUUACGCAUCAAAGAAUUCACACAGGAGAAAAGCCAUUUUCAUGUUCAGAAUGUGGGAAAUUUUUUACUGACAAAUCAGGUUUUCUUAAUCAUCAAAGAAUUCACACAGGAGAAAAGCCAUUUUCAUGUUCAGAAUGUGAGAAAUGUUUCACUCGGAAAUCACAUCUUGUUAUGCAUCAAAGAAUUCACACAGGAGAAAAGCCAUUUUCAUGUUCAGAAUGUGGGAAGUGUUUUACUCAGAAAACAGAUCUUGUUAAACAUCAAAGAAUUCACACAGGAGAGAAGCCAUUUUCAUGUUCAGAAGGUCGGAAAUUUUAUAACGAGAAAUCAGGUUUUGUUAAUCAUCAAAGAAUUCAUACAGGAGAAAAGCCAUUUUCAUGUUCAGAAUGUGGGAAAUGUUUUACUCGGAAAUCACAUCUUGUUAUGCAUUACAGAAUUCACACAGGAGAAAAGCCAUUUUCAUGUUCAGAAUGUGGGAAGUGUUUUACUCAGAAAACAGAUCUUGUUAAACAUCAAAGAAUUCACACAGGAGAGAAGCCAUUUUCAUGUUCUGAAUGUGGGAAAUGUUUUACUGGGAAAUCAAAUCUUAUCAAACAUCUAAGAAUUCACACUGGAGAGAAGACAAUUGAGAGCAAUAAAUGAUGCAGAUAAGACAUCUAUAUAUUAACCAUGUACAUAGGAUAUCUGACAUUUAUACAUAUAUCAUAUACUGCAUCUCCAAACUUGUCCCCAAUUGUUAAUAAAAGUUUUCUUUUAGAACGUAGUCACCGAUCCAGCGAUGUCAUCACUAUAGUUUACAUGGUAGGAAAAGAGUGUGAUAUAUGGUUGUGAUAUUCACUGCUCCUCAUGGUGAAGCCCCAACAGGCAUAAUCCAUGGGGAGCUGCUACUGGAGACCCAAACACCUCAGAGAGAAGGGACUUAUUCCAGUGAUGAAGAAUUCCAGGACAUGACCAGAUUAGAGACACAAAAUCACUUCUAUCUUCUGGCUUCUAGGACAUUAUUCUGAUGGAAGAACUUUACACAUUAUAAAAAGUCCUAUAGGUGUUGGGGAACAUUUAUAGACAAUUGUUGGCCCCGGCUGGCACGCCCCCUCCCAUAGACUUGCAUUGAGGGGGCAGAGCGUGAUGUCACAUGGGGGUGGAGCCGUGACAUCACAACGCUCCGUCCCCGUGAUCGCCAGUAAUCAGACCCAGAGCGAACAUGCUCCGGGGACUGAUUCUAACAGGGUGCUGCGUGCAAGAUCACCGGGAUCCCCAGCAGUGGGACCCUCGCGAUCAGGCAUCUUAUCCCUUAUGCUUUGCAUAGGGGAUAAGAUGUCUUAGUGCUGGAGUACCCCGUUAAGGACUGAGCCCUUUUUCACCUUAAAGGGGUUCUCCGCCCCUAGACAUCUUAUCCCCUUUCCAAAGGAUAGGGGAUAAGAUGUCA
This is a messenger RNA of Hyla sarda, 2426 nucleotides long. RefSeq names its product gastrula zinc finger protein XlCGF26.1-like. The coding region runs from base 38 to 1642 and encodes 534 amino acids. The transcript has 3 exons. Lineage: Eukaryota; Metazoa; Chordata; Amphibia; Anura; Hylidae. The record is from RefSeq and is a predicted model, not a curated record.